GUCGCCUUACGGGCAGCUGCGGCUGGGGGACACAGUCGGAGCCGCUAGGGCCGGGAGCCGCUCGGGGCAAGGCUCGGCAGAGCGGGUGAGUUCCCGGGCGGCGCCGCCUCCUGCGCCUGCCUCUGCGGCGCGACCAGGCGCGGGGCCCCACCAUGAGGCCCCAGCCCCGCGGGAGCCUCCGCGCUCCCUUGGCCCCAAGCGCGCCCUGCUAGCCCGCCGCUAGGCGCGAAGAAGGGGGGAAGGCGCGGUGGCCAUGGCCAGUCACGUGGACCUGCUGACCGAGCUGCAGCUGCUGGAGAAGGUGCCCACGUUGGAGCGGCUGCGGGCCGCCCAGAAGCGCCGGGCGCAGCAGCUGAAGAAGUGGGCGCAGUACGAGCACGACCUGCAGCACCGCAAACGCAAGCAUGAGCGGAAGCGCAGCGCGGGCGGGCGCCGCAAGAAGGUGGCCUUCGAGGCGAGCGUGGCGCUGCUGGAGGCCUCGCUGAGGAACGACGCCGAGGAAGUGCGCUACUUCCUGAAGAACAAGGUCAGCCCCGACUUGUGCAACGAGGAUGGACUCACAGCCCUGCACCAGUGCUGCAUCGACAACUUUGAAGAGAUCGUCAAGCUGCUCCUUUCCCACGGUGCCAAUGUGAAUGCCAAGGACAAUGAGCUGUGGACACCCCUGCACGCCGCCGCCACCUGCGGGCACAUCAACCUGGUGAAGAUCCUCGUUCAGUACGGCGCCGACCUGCUGGCCGUGAACUCGGAUGGGAACAUGCCCUAUGACCUGUGCGAGGACGAGCCCACCCUGGAUGUCAUUGAGACGUGCAUGGCCUACCAGGGCAUCACCCAGGACAAAAUCAACGAGAUGCGGGCGGCUCCGGAGCAGCAGAUGGUCUCCGACAUACACUGCAUGAUUGCGGCGGGCCAGGACCUGGACUGGAUCGAUGGCCAGGGCGCCACGCUGCUACACAUCGCCGGGGCCAACGGAUACCUGCGGGCAGCCGAGCUCCUCCUGGACCACGGGGUGCGCGUGGACGUGAAGGACUGGGAUGGCUGGGAGCCCCUGCACGCGGCCGCCUUCUGGGGACAGAUGCAAAUGGCGGAGCUGCUAGUGUCCCACGGGGCCAGUCUCAGUGCUAGAACAUCCAUGGAUGAGAUGCCAAUAGACCUGUGUGAGGAAGAGGAGUUCAAGGUCCUGCUGCUGGAGCUCAAACACAAGCAUGACGUGAUCAUGAAGUCCCAGCUGAGGCACAAGUCGUCUCUGAGCCGGCGGACGUCCAGCGCGGGCAGCCGCGGGAAGGUGGUGCGUCGAGCCAGCCUGUCGGACAGGACCAACCUGUACAGGAAGGAGUACGAGGGAGAGGCCAUCCUGUGGCAGCAGCGGAGCGCCACGGAGGACCAGCGGACGUCCACCUACAACGGGGACAUCAGGGAGACCCGGACAGACCAGGAGAAUAAAGACCCGAACCCCAGGCUGGAGAAGCCCGUGCUGCUCUCUGAGUUUCCCACCAAGAUCCCCCGCGGUGACAUGGACAUGCCCGUCGAGAACGGCCUCCGGGCUCCGGUCAGCACCUACCCGUACGCGCUGUCCAACGGAGACGUCUGGAAAGUGCACGAGAUGCCCGACUACAACGUGGCCUACGUCAACCCUGGCGUGGCCGAGGCCACCCCUCCCUGGACUGGCUACAAGGAACAGAGCCCCCAGACGCUUCUGGAACUGAAGCGGCAGCGGGCGGCUGCCAAACUGCUCAGCCACCCCUUCCUGAGUACCCACCUGGGCGGCAGCAUGGCCCGGACGGGCGAGGGCGGCAGCGAAGGCAAGGCCCCCCUGAUCGGAGGCAGAACUUCCCCGUACAGCAGCAAUAGCGGCUCGGUGUAUUACACGGUCACCAGCGGCGACCCCCCGCUCCUGAAGUUCAAGGCGCCCAUGGAGGAGAUGGAGGAGAAAGUCCACGGCUGCUGCCGCAUCUCCUAGUCUCGGUGUGCCGGAGGAGGAGAGAGCUGCUUGGGGAGGGCGGUCCCUGGAAGCCGGGCAGCUCCCCCUGGGGAGGCGGCGCCGGGCAGCAGGGGCGGCAGGUGGGCUCGGCUUUCCCAGGGAACGCAGAGUCCACCUCGCCCGCAGCUGCCCUGCCAUCCGCCCCACUCCCCUCUGCUUCCUGCUGCAUUGUCUGCUGGGGACAAAACCCCGGCCGCACUGGCUUCCGGCUGCUCCUCGCUGGCUGUCCGACUGGGGAGGGGGCAGGUGGGGAUCCCAUUUUUCUUGGGAACAGCUUCUCUGGGCGCCAGUACUCGCAUGGCACAUCCCAGUCCACACACGUGCACACACACACACAGACACGCACACACACACACACGUGGUCCAUCAGCAUGGGUUGGAAUGGUGCAGUGGGGCUCAUGGGAAGCAGGCCGGGCUGUUCCCCAAAGGAUUGAGAUUUCAAGGGACUGAUCACCACCACUGCCACCAUGGCCGUAGCAGGGGAGGGGCCUACUAGGCUGAGAUCAGGGCCCCCCCUGCAGAGUCUGGCCAGCACGGGCUGUUCUCGGUGUUCCGAAGGAGGUGUGGGCUGGGUGGUGAGAGGAGGGGGCCUCAGGCCUGUUCCCUCCAGUCUCAACCCAUUGCCAGGAGGCAGCUAUGUGACCACCAGGGGCCCACGUGGGGAAUUCAGCUAAUGUGGUUUCAUCCUGAUCAGACUUUUGCUCUUGGGAGGGGAGGCAGACGUGGGUAACGUUUCCCAGGAGUGGCCGAGAGGAGUUCUUUCAGGCCGCACAGCUCUUGGGGGCAGGUCACUGGGUUUGCUUGGGGUCGUUUCCCGACCACCAGGCUUUCCUGAUGGGUGCUGGACCCAUGUAGCUUUUGGACGGGCCUUCCCGGGGUGAGGGGAGAUCUCUUGUCCAUCCCAGCCAGCUUGUGGAGUAGCCAGAGGGAGCCGUGAGCCUGGCUGGUCUCUGACUGCAGACUGUUGGCGUCCUGCUGGGCUCCGUGUCCCCUCACCAGAGUGAGCUGGGACCUGGGGCUCGGCACUGCCUUUUUGGGGUACUCUGGUGAGACGAGUUUGCCAGUUGCUUCUGUGAAGUGGGGCCAAGUAUUGGGGCUCCCGGCCUGCUCCUGCUAAAGUAGUGAUGCUCCUCGCCACACAUUCAAGGUACCCUUGGCCCCCUGGCCAACACCCCCUACUCUGCAUUCAGGGGUGGAAGGAGGGCUGGGGUUGGGUCUCCCCUCAGCCCUGCAGUUCCAGAGUUUCCAUCAUCCUGUUGCUAAAAAAAAAAACAGAGGACCAGUGGGGGGACAUGCUGCCCAUCUCCCCUCAGCGGUAUUUCCGUUUCCCCUUGAAUUGGGCGCCAUCCACGGGCUCGGCCAAACCCACUGGGGUAAUGAAGUUUGUUCCCUGCGCGGUCUGCCUUUUAUUUGUCCAAAAACUACCUCCUCAGGGCUUGGAAAGUCCCCCACCUUUGGUCCAUCUUCUAAGAUUUGAGGGACAAGUUUGUAUUCCCUUUUGCCGUCUUCUUCCUGAGUCUAUGAGACAGGAGCCCAGAUGGGUACCCAGACCCGAGGACUGGGGCUAGGGCAGUACCCUCAUGCCCAACCCCUGCAACGGGCCCUGCUAUUGGUCGGUUCCAGUCCCACACUGCGGUUUCCCGGGCACCAGCCCAGGAGAGGGCUGGAUCCCAAGGGCCUGGCUAACGUUUGCCCACUAGAAGGGUCAGUGACAUCACUCUUUCCCGGAUGGUCCCUGGGUACAGGGGGGACAAGAACCCCGGGCCACCCCCACUCUCUCUCUGGGGCAUGGGCAGUUCAGAGACUGCAGAUGAUGCCCAUGCCAGGGGCCUGCCCUGAGUCUGGGCAGCGUGUCCACCACUGCAGCCUGGGGGCAGUGCUGGACAGGAGGAGUCAACACAUGCAUACCUCCCGUGGCUUUCAGACAAGGCUUUCACCAGACCCACGGCGAAAUUCCUCCCAAGCUGACUUUCCCGCACACUCGGGACCCCUGAGGGAAACAGCUGCACAGAGAGAGAGAGAGAGAGAGAGAGAGAGAGAGAGAGAGAGAGAGAGAGAGAGAGAGAG
Sorex araneus (European shrew) is the source of this 4048-nucleotide messenger RNA. RefSeq names its product protein phosphatase 1 regulatory subunit 16B (gene PPP1R16B). The coding region runs from base 254 to 1960 and encodes 568 amino acids. Gene Ontology annotation, molecular function: protein phosphatase regulator activity; enzyme inhibitor activity; protein binding. Gene Ontology annotation, cellular component: cytoplasm. The transcript has 11 exons. Gene Ontology annotation, biological process: establishment of endothelial barrier; regulation of sprouting angiogenesis. NCBI's taxonomy places the organism in Eukaryota, Metazoa, Chordata, Mammalia, Eulipotyphla, Soricidae. The record is from RefSeq and is a predicted model, not a curated record.